AAUAAUAACAAGAGCAACAGCAACAACAGCAACAACAACAACAACAACGGUAGUUGCAGCAGGAGACGCCGCAUUUAGUCUCAUUGUGGGGAGCAGCCGCCAAGCUAUAACGGCAUAGCAUCAGCAAAGAGUUCCCAGAAGAGAGCGCAGCAGCUAAAAGAGAAGGAGAGACAACGAGAGCGAUCUUAACGCUACGUUACGCCUCCUCAGCAGAAACGUUUAGGAGGAGUGGCAGCAGCAGGAAGUGCAGCAGGAGGACGAGGAGGAAGAAGAAACCGAUUUAAAAAGCUGCUGACUUUAACAAAAUUUUCAAAUGGAGACAAAAACCCCGCCACCAGUAAAUGCCAGCUAUCAUCAUCAGCGGGCUCCGCGGACACCGGAAAGUUAUUUUAAUGUUCCCGAAUCGGUGGCCCUGCUGAAUAUUGUGAAAUCGGAGCGUAUCCAGAGUGCCUUCCAAUCGAAUCGGAAGAAUCAUGCCAGCGUAUGGGAAAUGGUUGCGGAGGUCCUUAAUCGGUUUAGUGCCCGCAAGAGGACAGCAAAACAGUGUUGCAAUCGCUAUGAGAAUCUGAAAAAGAUCUAUACACAACUAAAAAAGAAUCCGGAACGACAUGUCCGCCGCAACUGGCCGUAUAUGUUUCUCUUUAAGGAGAUUGAGGAGCAACGCGGCGAGUGCUGGGGCUCAAAUGGUAAACGUCUCGCCCUGAUCUCUAAGAAUCACAAUGAACUGUCCUACUACCAGCGGCGCAGGCAGGCAGCCGAGCUGGGUGUCCUGCUCAACAAGGAUAAUCUGACGCCGCAUCAACACAGUCUGCUCCAGAGCCUAUCCGCCCAGAGUCAUGCCCAUUCGACAGACUCGUCCCAGAGCGGGGCCAGCAAGCUGGAACGCUUUUUGCCCAAUCAUUUUGUGGAGACUCAGCUGGGUGGGGGAGGGGGCGUUGCUGACACCAAUGGCAAUGGCUUGGCGGUGGGCCUGCCCGCUGGGGUCUACGAUGAUAGCCCACUACAGUUGCAGGUGGCCGGCGCUGUGGCAGCAGCAGCCGCUGCUGUUGUGGCACAAAAGCGAGCUCAUGAACUCCAGCUGAACAACGGUGGCGGAUCGGCGUGUGGACCAGGAGGAGGUGUUGGUGGUGGUGGAGGAAGUGGUGGUGUUGGUGGUAUUGGCGGUGGCAGCAACAGCGGUAUGGGUGGCUGUGGCAUUCCAGUCCCCGACGAUGAGGAUGAAGAGGAAGGGCACAGGGCUGCAUUUAAGGAUCAUCAUGGACAUGGCCAUGGUCUGGGGCAUGGCAUCGAUGAGCCACCCGAAGCUCCAGACUACGAGAAGGAUUGCAAUGGAGCACUUAAUUUGCACCACCAUCAUCAUCAUCAUCAUCAUCACCAGAACAGCAGCAACAACGACAACAACAUAUCCAUGAAAUCAGAACCACUCUCUGAAGGUGAAUUCAACCCCGAUGACAUACAACUGAUGCAGACCAAUUACAAUGGAACACAGAACUUUUAUUCGUCCAGCAUAGAUCAAAACAUAUUGCAUCCAGAUGUCAUAGUGGACACAGAUAAUCUGUCCGACUGCAGUUCGAAUGCGUCCAUGAAGAGCGCUGUUGCUGGAGGGGGCGCCAAAAGGAAAUUGUCCACCUCAACCGAUGGCGACAGCACCAAUUAUGAAUUGAUUGAGUACCUGAAGCGAAGGGAGAAACGGGACGAGGAACUGCUCAAGCGAAUGGAUGCCCGUGAGGAACGUUUCAUGAAUCUCCUGGAGCGCACUGUCAUCGCCAUUGAGACAUUGGCAGCUGGCAGAUCAGAGCCAACAUCAACAUCAGUAUCAGCAGCAGCAACUAAAAUAGCUCCGAUAACUGCACCAGGAACAACAACAACGACAACAACAGUUACACCGUCAACUGCACCACCACAACCAACAACAACAACAGCCAAGACAUCAGACGCAACAAGUCAAGAGACUAAUAACCAAACAAGGGUAUCAUCGCCACCUCUAUGUUUAGCCACGUCAACAACUCCUCCACCCGCCGAGCAAUCCAACGUCAGUCCUUGCAGUCCUCUUAGUCCUAGUCCCGUAACUGCCACCAGUGAGGACGUGAUUGUCCUGAUUCCCGACGAACAGGAGGCGUAGAAGGGAAGUUCUCUCUCUCUCACCUCCCUCCCCACCCCCACAAAGAAUGCAGUGCCAAAGACGAGCUACGUCUCGAAUUUUGAUUGAGAUUUUGCCACGUUUACUUAAAGAAACAAACAGAAGAAAGCCAAAAACCCAAGUGCUUAUACAAUUGGACUACUCGAAUAGUUGAGGAAUAUUGGCCAUCGCAAUGUUUGCGUCAAUAAUAAUUUUAUUUAGACUUAAGUUAUUUUUUUAUUAU
Drosophila willistoni is the source of this 2363-nucleotide messenger RNA. It is a transcript of the gene meso18E, whose product is annotated as midnolin homolog. The record is from RefSeq and is a predicted model, not a curated record. Bases 314 to 2122 code for a protein of 602 amino acids. Lineage: Eukaryota; Metazoa; Arthropoda; Insecta; Diptera; Drosophilidae. The transcript has 4 exons.